This is a messenger RNA of Macadamia integrifolia, 1224 nucleotides long. RefSeq names its product DNA-directed RNA polymerase III subunit rpc6-like. The transcript has 2 exons. The coding region runs from base 23 to 745 and encodes 240 amino acids. Gene Ontology annotation, cellular component: RNA polymerase III complex. The record is from RefSeq and is a predicted model, not a curated record. Gene Ontology annotation, biological process: transcription by RNA polymerase III. NCBI's taxonomy places the organism in Eukaryota, Viridiplantae, Streptophyta, Magnoliopsida, Proteales, Proteaceae.
UGCAUCUUUGUUUUCUACAGAAAUGGGCCGUACACCUGACAAUUUAUCCCUCAAAAGAAGACGACCUGACCCAAAUUCUACCUCUCCAAGUCUAAAUGAUUCGGAACGUGUUCUCUAUGACCUGAUCAAAAGCAAGCAAGACAUGGGAAUCUGGAUAGGUGACAUGAAACGAGAAACAAAACUUCAAGACGCGCUUGUCAAAAAGUCCCUUAAGUCCCUUCAAGGAAAGAAGCUGAUAAAGGAGGUUGUGAGCAUCCAAAAUAAAGGGAAAAAACACUAUAUGGCAGUAGAGUUUGAACCCUCUAAGGAACUCACUGGUGGUGCAUGGUAUGUGGAAGGGAACCUAGACACUGAUUACAUAAAGCUUCUUAAAGAGCUAUGCUUGAGGCAUGUCUCCAAGAUGAAGGUCGUCACAACUGAAGGGAUAACAGAGUCAAUUCGUAGAUCUGGUGUCAUUAAAGUUGAGUGCACCACUCAGCAAAUAGCUGAAAUCUUGCGGGUUUUGGUUCUGGACAAUGAAAUCAUGGAGUUGAGGAGCACUGCGAUGGGUGAAUUUGCCUCUAUACCAGUGGGAACAGUUUGCUACAAGUGCUCAGCUAAAGGAGCCCCAGCGGGAGGGGUUUCAAAAACAGGUGCCAUGGCUUCAAUCCCAUGUGGAGUCUGUCCACGGAUAACUGAGUGCACACCAGAUGGUCUUAUCUCUCCAAGGACUUGUGUAUACUUCACUAAAUGGUUGGAUUUUUAGGUCUCCAAAUUUCCGGGCUGCGAUGGAUCAGUCCUGAUUACAGGCACAUCUGCUGAGAGGAGUGCAUUGCCAAACCAAGGAUUAAGAGGCUUUGAAGUGAUUGAUGAUGCCAAAGCACAACUGGAGAGCUUGUGCCCCGGGAUUGUCUCAUGCGCCGACAUAGUUGCAUUAGCCGCUCGUGAUGCUGUGGCCUUGGUAAUUUGAUCUAACCAUUACAAAUCCAAACACACAAUUAACAUAAUUGUAACAAUUAACAUAAGAGCCAUUCUUAAGGAUUCUUUGUAAUGAAUUUGGAUGUGCUGGUCUUAGACAACAAUGACUGUAGUCUUAUUCAAGCCUUAUUUCCAGCCAGCCUAGCCAUCUUGUCCAGUUAGACCUGGCCUAGUUAGCUCGGGCUGGCUACCUGUAGAAGAGACUUGACACGCAGUGCUCAAGGGGUUCUUGCCUAAGUGGUCUUCCAUAAAAUAUUCUCUUAUUUC